AUGCCACCGACAAACAAUCGGCCGGAUGAGUUACCGCCGCCAAAGGCCGAUUUUAGUGCACCGCCCCCGUACGAAGCGACCGAUACGCAGCAGCAGCUCAACGAAUCGGUCCCGGUGCCGGAGCUAACCACCAAGCUGCCCACCUACGAGGAGGUGCAGAUGGAAAAGAUGAUCAACCACGAGCUGCCAAUACCACCGAUGGGACCGCAGAUGCCACCGCCCCCACCCAGCAUCACCUCCAUGGGUGGUCGCGGUCCGGGUGUACCCGGUGGACCGCAGGUUACGUUCAUAGCGAUCGAUGCCGACGGGGAAAACAUUACCGCCGACAACGGACUGCUCGGUACGGACAUCAUGUUCGUAACCGCUUUCCUAAUUGCGUUUUUGUUCAACUGGAUCGGAUUCUUGGUGCUGACGUGCUUCUGUCACACGAUCGCUGCCCGGUACGGUGCGCUGUCCGGGUUCGGGUUGUCGCUCGCCAAGUGGACGCUGAUCAUGAAACACUCGACCGACUUUGCGUCACACGAAAACUCCUGGCUGUGGUGGUUAAUAAUGGCGUUCGGCUUUUUGAUCUGCGUCCGGGCACUGGUGCAGUACAUUAGCAUUAAGCGGACCUGGCGUUUGCUGUCCACAUCCGCCCAGGAACGGCUUCUGUUCUUCUAUUAAUGCGGGUUCC
Anopheles marshallii is the source of this 673-nucleotide messenger RNA. RefSeq names its product NEDD4 family-interacting protein 1-like (gene Ndfip). The coding region runs from base 1 to 663 and encodes 220 amino acids. Gene Ontology annotation, biological process: positive regulation of protein ubiquitination; vacuolar transport; ubiquitin-dependent protein catabolic process. The record is from RefSeq and is a predicted model, not a curated record. Gene Ontology annotation, cellular component: endoplasmic reticulum; Golgi apparatus; perinuclear region of cytoplasm. The transcript has a single exon. Gene Ontology annotation, molecular function: WW domain binding. NCBI's taxonomy places the organism in Eukaryota, Metazoa, Arthropoda, Insecta, Diptera, Culicidae.